Laetiporus sulphureus 93-53 is the source of this 1386-nucleotide messenger RNA. Its product is annotated as MFS general substrate transporter. Lineage: Eukaryota; Fungi; Basidiomycota; Agaricomycetes; Polyporales; Laetiporaceae. Gene Ontology annotation, molecular function: transmembrane transporter activity. The transcript has 8 exons. The record is from RefSeq and is a predicted model, not a curated record. Gene Ontology annotation, cellular component: fungal-type vacuole membrane. Gene Ontology annotation, biological process: transmembrane transport. Bases 1 to 1386 code for a protein of 461 amino acids.
AUGUCUCUCUCCACCGCCAGCUUUGACAAGGAGCUGGCCUCUCUCCCGCCCCCCGCUCAACCCACCGAUCCACCCGAUGGCGGUCUCUCUGCCUGGCUCACCAUUGCGGGUGCCUGGAUGGUCCAGUUCUCCACCUUUGGGCAAGUCUCCUCAUCCUCCUUCCAUCCGCCCGCUCAUUCCCUUUUCAGCUACAUCAGCGCGUUUGGUGUCUACCAAGGUCCGUGUCCCGCUCCUUCGCCUGUCUCUCCUCACCCGUCCCCAGACUAUUACGAGACGGUGUAUCUCUCCAGCCAGACCUCAUCAAACAUCAGGUCUGCUCUCUGUCUUUCCUCCCGACCUCCACUCACACCCCCCAGCUGGAUUGGAAGCCUCCAGCUAUGCCUCAUGUACGCUCCGGGCCUCUUUGUCGGCCGUGCUUUCGACGCCGGCUACUUCCAUCACCUGUCCAUCGCCGGCGCCCUUCUCUACGUCUUCAGCAUCUUCAUGCUUUCUCUCGCCAAGCCCGAUCAAUACUACCAAAUCUUUCUCGCCCAGGCAGUAGGCAUGGGCCUCGGCCUCGGCACCGCUUUCCUCCCUUCCCUCAGCAUCGUCUCCCACCACUUUCGCCGUCGCAGAGCACUCGCUAUCGGCAUCGUCAUCAGCGGGGCCUCUGCCGGCGGUAUCGUCUUUCCCAUCAUGCUCAAUCGCCUCAUCAACUCUUCCGUUGGCUUUCCCAACGCCGUCCGUGCCACCGGUGCUGUCUGCGGUGCCCUCCUCCUCCUCGCCAACUGCCUCAUGCGCACCCGCCUUCCCCCAAAGCAGUCUGCUGCCACCAUCAGCUGGUCCCAGAUGCGCGACGUGAUAUGCGACGGGGCCUAUCUCUGGUCCAUCGCCGGCGCCUUCUUGACCAGCCUGGGCAUAUACGUUCCACUCUUCUAUCUCCAGCUGUUUGCCGAAGACCACGGCGUCGAUUCCCGGAUAACCACAUACUGCCUCGCCAUCCUCAACGCAGGCAGUAUCGCCGGCCGCCUUGUGCCCACCUUCCUCGCAGACCGCCUUGGCGUGUACAACAUGAUCCUGCCGAGCAUCCUCGCCUGUACCGCCCUCAUCUUUGCCAUCUUUGGCGCGACCAACUCGGCGGGCAUCAUCCUCGUCGCCCUCCUCUUUGGCUUUGCAUCAGGCGCAUACAUCUCGCUGAUCCCGUCGCUACUCGUUCAGCUGUGCAACUCGAUGAGCGAGCUCGGCGUAAAGAUGGGCCUCGCGUACACCGUCGUUGCCGUCGCAAACCUCACUGGCAACCCGAUCGCGGGCGCACUCCUCGGCACGGGCCGCAAUGAUGCAACUUUCCUCAUGUGGUGGCGCGCCCUCGUCUUUACCGGGGUGCGUGGUUGGCUCCUUGCAGCCUGA